Molecule: messenger RNA, 1098 nt
Organism: Talaromyces stipitatus ATCC 10500
Lineage: Eukaryota; Fungi; Ascomycota; Eurotiomycetes; Eurotiales; Trichocomaceae
Exons: 5
Coding region: 1-1098 (365 amino acids)
Biological process (GO): DNA repair; telomere maintenance
Molecular function (GO): DNA helicase activity
Source: RefSeq, a predicted model, not a curated record
AUGCUCCAGUUAUUUAACAAUGAUCAAUGUGCGGCUUUCGAGAGGAUUGUUAGCAAUUUGGAGAAUCCUAGUUUAAACUAUACCAAUUUUUACAUCCAAGGCCCCGGUGGUACUGGAAAGACUUUUUUAUAUCAUACUCUGUAUUCAUCUAAAUACCCAAGAGCAUUCGCUGAUCUCAUUGUCUGGGACGAGGUUCCCAUGACGAACCGCUAUAUCUUUGAGGCAGUGGACCGUACUCUCCGCGAUAUCAUCAAACACAGGGAUUCCCUCUUUGGCAGCAUCCUAUUUGUGCUUAGCGGUGAUUUUGCACAAACCUUACUGAUUAUCAUUAUGGUCCCUCGGUCACAGUUAUUGCAAAGUUUAAAAGUGCUUACAUUCCAUCAAAAUAUGUGGCUGCAAGGAACUGGAAUCAAUACUAUCUUUGCUCAAUGGUUAGGCCGUAUAUCUUAUGAUCCAGCUUUGCAAGGCAGUAUUGAGCUGCCAGCCAUGAUACCACAAGUAGUAAACGAGACUGAACUUUCUUCAGGGUCAAAUCCUGAUUUCUUGGCCAGUCGAGCCAUUCUUGCAGUCCGCAACGUGGAUUUGAAAGAUCUCAGUAAGUCUUUGUUAGCCGUGCUGCCAGGCGAACUGAAGACUCUUUAUUCGGUCGAUAAGGCUGAUAUAGAUGGGGAUAGCAAUGACGGCCGUGAAGAGUUUUCCCAUAAGUUUUUACAAAUGAUUGAGCCGAAUAGAUUGCCACCCUCCAUCUUUACGACACAAGGUUGGGGCGCCAAUUAUGUUGAUUAUAAGGAAAGACUUUGCAAUGACACUCGCUUGGUCAUGAUUGGCUUAACUAAGCAUAUUAUUCAUGCCCGAAUCCUUACCGGCGACCACAAAGGCGAAGAGAUACUGAUCCCCUAUAUAACACUGGAAUCCUUACCAACCGAAGUGCCUUUCCAUCUCAGCCGUUGCCAGUUCCCAGUCAAACUGUGUUUUUCAAUCACUAUCAAUAAGUCGCAAGGCCAAUCUUUAGAGACUGUGGACAUCACUGAGCCUACCCACGCACUCAAACAAUCCCGCCUACUGCCUGAGCGAAGCGAGGGCGGAAAGCUUGUCUGA